Molecule: messenger RNA, 439 nt
Organism: Neolamprologus brichardi
Lineage: Eukaryota; Metazoa; Chordata; Actinopteri; Cichliformes; Cichlidae
Source: RefSeq, a predicted model, not a curated record
GCGCAUGCGUCCUUCAGUCCGUCACUCGGAGGAUCCCCUCAGGCAGCUCGGAGCUCAGGUGGAAUAAAAACUGUCCUCCUGCUGUUGUAAAGGGAAACUGAGCGCUGCUGCUCGGGAGGCUGAAGAAGAACAUCUCCAGGAGAACAGAGGGAUCCUCAUCAGAGGGCGGGAACACGGCGCUAACCGGGCUAGCCGUUAGCAGCAGCAGUCCGUUUAAACGUGCUGUUUUAUCAGAGUCCGAAUCAUGGCGGUCCAGGUGUCCGAGUCCGACCAGAUCAAACAGUUUAAGGAGUUUCUGGGGACGUACAACAAGGUGACGGAGAACUGCUUCAUGGACUGCGUCCGAGACUUCACCACGAGAGACGUGAAGCCCGAGGAGCUGGCAGGGGGCACUGUCGACCUGUACACCUGCAUGCAGGUACACAGACGAUCUACAUGA